Phytophthora sojae is the source of this 1596-nucleotide messenger RNA. RefSeq lists its product as hypothetical. Bases 1 to 1242 code for a protein of 413 amino acids. Gene Ontology annotation, molecular function: metal ion binding; lipid binding. The transcript has 2 exons. NCBI's taxonomy places the organism in Eukaryota, Oomycota, Peronosporomycetes, Peronosporales, Peronosporaceae. The record is from RefSeq and is a predicted model, not a curated record.
AUGAAGUCGAAGCAGCCCAAGUGGAAGAAGUUCCACUGCCCGCCGCUGUCGGCCUCUCGCCAGGAGCAGAUCACGCACGAGGCCAACCGCGCGUGCGACGAUCUGCUGCGCUUCUCGGCGGGCGAGGCCUUCAGCAGUCAUGACUCGACGCUGGACAGCGACGAGGAGCAGUUCCAGGACGGCCUCAAGUGGGAGUACACGGAGCAGAUGGAGAGCGUGCGCGUCGAGAAGGUCAAGGUCAAGUCCGAGAGCAAGAGGGGCGUGUUCUACUUCCGCGGCAUCACGCAGGUCGAGGCCGCGCUCGAGGAGAUCAUGGAGCUCUACGAGGUGGACAUGGCGCACUCCAACAUGCAGCUCGAGAAGAAGCUGUCGCCCGACAUCCUGCACUCGGUCGUGCUCUACCAGAUCCUGCCCUACCGCCCCGAGGAGAGCACCGUCUUCAUCGGCAUCCGCUGGUCGGCCGUGCGCUCGCCCUACGUGCUCGUGCGCAACCGCGACUUCUGCUACCUCGAGAUCCAGCGCCGCUUCACGCUGCCCGACGGCCGCCGCGGCUUCGCGCGCUGCCUGCACUCGGUCAAGAUCAAGAGCUGCCCCGACAUGGAGAAGUCGCACGGCUUCGUGCGCGGCAGCAUGUACCGCUCGGGCAUCGUCUUCGUCGAGAGCAAGCGCGACCGCAAGACGCUCGACCUCGUGCAGGCCGUGUACACGGACCUCAAGGGCAACGUGCCGCAGUGGGUGGCGGCCAAGGGCCUGCGCCAGCGGCUCAUGAGCCUCGAGCACCUCAAGAAGUACGUCAGCAUGAAGCGCGUGGCCAACCAGACGUUCGCGCGCCGCAGCCAGCUCAUGGCCCCGGGGAAGGUCAAGACGUGCUUUGUUUGCGUGGACGACAUUGGCACGUUCAAGAGGAGAUACAACUGUCAGAAAUGCGGCGAGGUCAUUUGCGGCCGCUGUAAACUAACUAUCAACGCGGACAUCCCCGUGGUGGGCAAGAUGAAGCUCACAAUCUGCAGCUUGUGCUCGCUGGCCAUCAACCGCAGCGCGCUGCCGGACAACAACAGCAGCGACGACAGCGGAGGCCUGGGGCAUCGCCCCUUCUCGGCCACGCAGCAGCCGACGUACCAGCACCGCGACUGCGACGACGAGGCGCCCGUGCGCAAGCGCGCGCUGAGCCUCAACUCGUUCCACACAGCCAACUUUGACCACACCUCGCUGCAGAGUUCAGUACUGGCGCGCGAGUUCUAGUGGUGGCUGUCUGGCCAUGUAGGCCAGUUCAGCAGAGCUGAGGCGCCGAGAUUCGAUGCGCGGUGUAGGGUCCAGAAAUCGCGCCCCGGUGUUCAGCGCGCCAUUGGACUCGAAUCGACUCGGCUACCACGUCAAAUUGAAGUCUCCGCAUAGCAGGUUGAGUACGGUAAUGGGACAGUUUUGCCACUCAUAUCUCGCGUCGACGUAGCUCGGACCUCUGCAGCAUGUAAUCCAAGCAUGUACGAAGGAUGUUGCAGCUCCAUCAAGAGCGGUACAGACAACGACUUACAAAGCCGGCAUGCUUACAGUAAUGCCAUCCUCCUAUAUAAAAACAACGAUAAAUUCCCUCCCGUC